This is a messenger RNA of Amoebophrya sp. A25, 1994 nucleotides long. The record is from the annotation of a GenBank genome assembly. Lineage: Eukaryota; Dinophyceae; Syndiniales; Amoebophryaceae.
AUGUCGUUUGUCGCUAAGCCCAUAGAGACACCCGGAACGUGGGGGAUGCAUAACAACGAAAAUUUUUAAGGCUAUCUUUUCACUAUACCAUGUGGACUAUGUAUGUAUCUAUGCUGAGUGGAGUCCUCUACUUAGUUUAAAGGUGAAAAUAGCGGGCAAAAGGGGACCUCCCUCAAGCAGGCUGAGUGAGAGACUGGCGUUAAGAAAAAGGUCUUGGCGCAGGUGACAACCCGCGGAACGCCAUUCGCCUGGCAAAUGAUGGCUCCAAGAUUGGCGCCCUCAAUGGCGAAGUGAUAGCCGGAAGUAUAUAACAUAUCCGAAACUACGCAAGCGAUUCAGUGCCGACGGACAGCGACGUUGGCAUUUUGAAUUACCAUGUGCUCAUGGCCAGGGCAGCCUAGUGCUGGAUAGCGAAUAACCAGUACAGAUGAAAAGCUUCGCAGCAUUACACCGACCUCGAUAGCGCUCACGGUAAAGAAGAGGGCAGCAAAGCGCAGUCUGUUUUCGAGAGAGGUUCGGGCUACGCAGACUUGUACUGGGAACUUUGCGAUCACAUGGGCGUGCCAACAUGUGAAUUUGUCGUGGGCCACACUACGUAUGGCCGCACUAUAUUAUAUUAUAAGUAUCAAUAGCGAUAGCCAGCACGUCUUUUUCUGGAGGUUUUUGCUCUUUCUACCUAGGCAGCAACUGUGGAUUAGGAGAAUAGUCUCUCUCAAACCAUAGGUACAACUUAGGUGCUGUGCUCCACCACAAGUGCUCCACCACAAGUAUCCACUUCCACGCUGAGUCCGUUUCUGUUGAACGCCCAAGAUAUUACAGCUCUGAACUAGGGAAGCCAAGUAGCAAAGGGCAGGCAUGGAAUGUGCUUUGUGUUGGGCCUCCUGAGGAGACUGAUUUUGGUUACAGAAUGAUGUUGCAGCUACUUGUCGCUUUCAUUUUUCUCUAGUGCUAGUCAUUACUUAGGACUUUUUAGUGUAGACAAGGCCGACCGAAAGAAACGUGGAUAGGCAGGCCCUCAAAGGGGCCAGAGGCUAGAUCUGUCACAUUGGAGGACUGCUCAAAUCGAGAAGGGUGGAAAAGCAUAGCAGAAGGAAGCGCGAGCAGCGGGAACUUUCUCCCCGCAACGAGUAGCGCCACUAUAGAAACAACGGAUCGCCACCUUCACAGCUUGGAAGAACUCAGAAGAGACGCAGGGAAGCCGUAGGUCCAAUCCGAACCGACUAACAUCAUCGUCAGGACUUUGAGCGUUGGUUUUACUAGUGGCCCUAACCCUAAGCGUUUCGUAUAAUUAUAUAGAUACUUAUAAUGUUAGCCGGUCUCGGUGGUUUUUCAUCUGCUCCCUAAAUGAAACGUUCUUACGAACUUCUAGCAUGGUUCAUCUUCAAAUGAGAGGCAUAGUUGUACUUACUUUUUUCAUAGCUCCUUUCGCAAGUUCACUGUGUCGUGUCUGCCUUGGAUUUCGUUUUUAGGGAAUAAACAUACACAGUAGAAAUUAUACAAUAGAAGUUUCAAUAAAGCAGAUGAAUAAAAUCCCAAGAGAUAGAUUCUCAGGCUCGAAUGACGGCAACGUGCAUUGAACCAUAAUAUUAGACCCCAAUUCUUAUCGAUCAUCAGUUUCAGUAGAUAUUAAAAGUUCACCUACCCUUCUACCUGCUCCUGCUCGCGAGUCUCCUCUAAGUAAAACAACGCCAAUUAUGUGGUAAAUACACAGUGGGCCAAUGUGGUUGAAACAGACAGCAGGCACUAGUCAGAGAUAGUAGUUUUCUGAUUUUUGUGCGUGUCAUGAUGAUCUGAUGCAUGAUUAUUCGCAAAAGGACUGCCGACUGGUGACCAGGACCUUAAUGUUGUAACAAUACAACAGGAUACGCAAAACGAAAAAUCAGUGACGAUUCCAUUCUGGAGUGUGACAAGUUUCCUUUUUUCUUCUCUUGUCUGGCAAGGAUUAGUAGAAGAGCCUCAUGUCAUAGGCCUUGAACGAUCUGCACUACAAAUCA